CGGCGGCGGCAGCAGCGCAGACAGCGCCGAGCCCCGCGCCGCCGCCGCCAUGCGCCUCCGCGCCGCCCUCUGCCUCUGCCUCAGCUUCUGCCUGCUGGGCGCCUGCCGCCUCCGCCGCGGGCUGCGGGCCGCCGCCGUGCGCGGUCCCCAGCGGCCCCGGGCAGCCGCGCCUUCCUCCGCCUCCUCCUCCUCCUCCGUCGCCGCCGCCGCCUCCCCCUUCUCCUCCCCGCCGCGGAGGGACGGGGCUCUCCGCAACGGCACCGUGGUGCCGCAUCACUACAUGAUGGCCCUCUACCAGCGGCUGGCCGCCCGUCGCGCACCCGCCCGCCAGGCCGACACGGUGACGGGCUUCGCGGAGCGGGCGCGCAGCGAUGCCUCCCCGUCCAGCCCCGAGCAGCGAUACCUCUUCGACGUCUCCAGCCUGCCCGAUGCGGAGGAGGUGACAGGCGCGGAGCUGCGCAUCCUACGUGCCCUUCCCGAAAACCAGAGCUUGGCCUUGUCCCCGGAAGGCACCUUCCACCACCUCCUCCUCUCCACCUGCCCGAGCCGGGAUGGUGAGGAACCCCAGCUGUUGGACUCCAGGGCUGCAGACAUUUUGGAUGCGGGCUCCUCGAGAUGGGAGGUGUUUGACGUCUGGGAAGCCCUGCGGGAUUGGAGGGAGAGAUCUCCCUCGGGCAAGCUGCUGUGCUUCCUGCUGAGGAUCGUCUCGGACCAAUCGGGGCGGCUGCUGCCUCCUCGGCAGCUGGGCUUCAGCAAGCCCCGGCCGCAGCCUCACGAGCGAGCUCUGCUCGUCGCCUUCUCCCGCACCCAGAGGAAAGAGAACCUCUUCAAGGAGAUCCGGGAUAAGAUCAAGGCCCUGGGCGGCCGCCGGUUCCUGGAGCCCCCCGACCUCGGCCAGGAGCCGUUUCCCAAGCGGAGGAAGAGACGGACCACCAUCGCCGCCCGCUCCGGGGGCAGAGGCCACGGGAAGAAGGCGAAGACCCGCUGCAGCAGGAAGCCGCUGCAUGUGAACUUCAAGGAGCUGGGUUGGGACGACUGGAUAAUCGCCCCCCUGGAUUACGAGGCGUAUCACUGCGAGGGGGUCUGCGACUUCCCGCUGCGCUCUCACCUGGAGCCCACCAACCACGCCAUCAUCCAGACCCUGAUGAACUCCAUGGACCCGGAGUCCACUCCCCCCAGCUGCUGCGUGCCUUCCAAGCUCAGCCCCAUCAGCAUCCUCUACAUAGACUCAGGGAACAAUGUGGUUUACAAACAGUACGAGGACAUGGUCGUGGAGACGUGCGGCUGCAGGUAGCAAUUUCUGCAGCUCUCCCCUUCUCCACCCAGCCCAGCAGCCCUGCCUCAUUUUAUAUAUAUAAAUAUAGGUAUAAAUAUAUAUAUAUAUACACAUUUUGGUGUGUACCUUUGCAAAAGUCAAGCUCAAAGCAGGUGUCCCCUGCCUCCCUGGGACCACCCUGGCCAUGAGCAUGGGAGGGAUGGAUGGGUGGGGGAUGCCCUCUCCCCAGACAGUGAGGCUGUAGAUUGGUCUCCCUUGGGCCCUCUCAAAGAAAGAGUAAUCCCCACCACCCACGCUGGAUUUCCCAGGGCUCAGCUGGGUUGAAUGUGCUGUGGCAGGAGGUUCCUUGCUUGGAGCUUCUGCCACCUCCAUGCCUCAUGCCUCGCCUGCUCCCUCAGGAGAAGGGGGGCACACAGCCCAGCAGAGCCCUGAGGGAUUUCCCCCUCAGCCCCUGACCUCUACCUAAGCCACUUACUCAGCCCAAGCCAAGCUGAUACCUUUUUUCCCAACGCCUUUGAAAAAUAUCUAGCUAAAAUUGUCUUGAGGGGAGGGGAUGACCUGGGAGGCAACAGAGCAGUGGCUGCAGCAGAGGAGUCAGGACAGCUUCUCUCCUCUGGCUGCAGCGAUGGGGCAAAGGGGAGGGGGAAUGCUCUUUUUCUUUGAGUUCAAGGGGUUUUUCUGACUGUCUUUAAAUCACUGCCUUGGGUUUGCUGGGGGAAAAGCAAGGGAUCCACAGGGGGACACAGGGGGUGCGUGGAGGACUCAUGGCUGUGGGAGAUUGAAAUAAUUUGAUUUGUUUGCAGUGCAGAGAGAUUUGUGGGACUACUGUUGGGGCCUGGAAAAGUAGUCUCUGCUGAAGUGAAGGCUGGGUCUGAAGCAGAGCUUGUGCUCUCAGCAGAGAUUGGAACAGCCCAGGAAAAUGUUAGCUGGGCAUGCACUGGUUCUGGGUGGACUAAAGUGCUGUCCCUGUUGCCAGUGUCUUGCAGGAGAUAGCGGCUGGUGGGUCCCCUCCCUUUCCUGCACAAACCUCAUUUCCCAGGCACAGCGGGCAUCCAGCGUGUGACACGCAGCCGUCCUCAGCGUGUCUGCGGAGAAGCAAAGGUCCCAAGUUCCCUGGGGAAGAGACAUUUUGCUCAUGCUCUUCUUUUUCCAAAUAAUUUCUAUGGAAGUGCUAAGCUCCACCCUGCUGUCCUUUGGCAUAGAUUUCCCAGCGAGCUCCAUCCCUGCCUAGAGCUCCUGCCUAUCCUGCUCCAUUAAGAGAGCCCAAAUCUUCCAGGAGUGGGUAUUUCCCAUGCAAACAGCCGAAUGCCACCCUAGGAGGCUGCUGCAGAAGCAGGGUGCUUGGACUGGUGCUGAAAGGGCUAUGGGACUUUAGUAACUCAGGAGCUGAGUAUAAAUGGUGCCUUUAAAUCAGAGAAGCCUUCCAUCCAUGCCAAGGUGUGUUUUGGAUCCUUUUUUGUUGCACCUCAGUGGCUUUUGGUACCAAACUUUGGCCUCACAGAUGGGUUGAUGUAGACCAGAGGCGUGUUUGCACAGAUUUUGCUUUUGAUGGUUUGUUUUUUUACUGGCAGUCAAGGUGUUGGUAUGUAAACAUCAAUGCUCAUAGCAAUGGUAGUUUGUUUCAGGAGGAGAUAAAUCCCCACUGGGAAAUGUGUGAUUUUCUUCCCAUAUAAAGCCCAUUGUCCUCUGUCUUUGAGCAUUGCCAGGGCUAAGAGAGGGUCAUCUCAAAGGGCUUUGCCAAGAUCUAAAUAGUUUUAAAGGUCAGGGAAGAGUUGGUGAGAGUCCAACAGCCUCCUCUCCUGAAGAAGAUGUUACAUCAGCAGUGAGUAAACCGUGCACAUCACUAACAGUGAUAUAUUCUCUGGGAUAACAACCCCCCCCCACCAGCCUCCCUCCAUCCUCACCCCACUGAGGUCUGCUCUGCAUCCUCCGGCCAUGGCUGGUGGCAACUUGAGGAGUGAAUGUGGUAUCUGUGAGCCCCAUGGAAUGUCCCUGGACACCCACAGAGCCCCUCUGGCUUCACAUCCACGGGUCUGAGGGGAAAAUCCAUCUCCCUCCCUCAGCGUGAAUGUAAAUCUAUGUGAAGUACGAUGUACCUGGACCCAGAGAGUGUUCAGUGAUGGAGCUUGGUGGGGGAGAGGGGAAAGCAGGUUCUUGCAUGUGGGGGACUGAAGUACAACUUAUGUGUGAGGAGGAGUCAGCAAGAGGGCUCAUGGCCUUCUACUGACCUCUGGCCUUAGGCACAGGUGGGUAGGCGAAUGAGGUUGGCAUGAGCAGCACUGAGGCUUUGUGCUCUGCAAACGCCCUAUCAUUUAUAAAGCUUUCAAAGUACCUAUUUUUUCAUUGCUGUUGGGUGCUCAAUGUUUUUUAUCACUGCUGAGACAGUUGUUUUCAUGUUUUCAUUUCUUUUACUCCCUCCAAAUGUUUGCUGUGGAAGUUUGGGGGUGGUUCAAAUUCAGGCAAGACAUGCACAGCUCCUGGCAGCCCCCCGCUGGCGAGUGGCUCCAGUGAACCUCAGCCAAACAGGUGGCCUAAGACCUGCUCCUGUGAAACUGUGUCUGAGGAGCUGCUGACACCAACCUGUUCUUGUGGCUCUUGGCCAGGCUCUCCCAGCUGCAGAUACCUCUGCCUAAGUGGGCACUUGUGGUGGGAGGGCAAACUCUGGCCCCCCAGGUGAGCCCAGAGCUGUGCUUCCCUCUGCACUCACACCCACAGUGCCAGCCCUUCUUAAGAAAGCAUCGUUUCCUUUCCUGGGCAGACAGCCUUCUGAGGACAGCAGGAGGGUGAAGGAUGGCCUCAAGCCCUCUUUCUGCUUUCCUUAGGGAAAGGGGCUUCAGGGAGGGGAGCUGGAGGAGAGCAGGGCUGGAGCUCUCUGUGAGUGAUGGCUGCUUCCUCCUGGGCAGGUGCAUCAGCCUCAGCACUUGGCGGUCAUGUUGCUUACUGCUUCUGGAGGAGAAUUUCCAGAAGGAAAGCCACCAGCUAUCCCUGAUGGGGGUGCAGUGGCAUCCCCAUGGGCUGGCAGCAAGGACUGUCCUCUGUGCCCAGCCGGAUUCAGAGAUUGUAAACAGCAUGAUUUGGCUCAGGAUGUGGUUGUUGGAGCCCUUGCAAAAAGAGGUGUUGAGCUCCCAGAGGGAUGGGAAAGCCUUUCCCAGGCACGGGGGUUCCCCUGGGUGAGAAGCUGUGGCCGUGCUGUGUCGGGGAGCAACGUGUGGGCAUGUCUGCAAAGGGCACAGAGGAGUAAAUCCUGUCUCUGGAGGCAGGUACAUGGGGCGUCGGCUGCAGGACGGCACUGGCCCAGCCCAGCCAGGGACAGCAGCCCCAGAGCUGGUGCCCCACAGAGCAUCACCCUCUGACACCACAGAACCUCUCCAGGAAAAAUGUAUUUCUGAUCAGCCGCCUCAGAGUGAUUUUAAUGGAUAAUUAUAGCUUCUCAAUCUGCAGUAUUUAUACAACCUUUCCAGUUAAAAAACCCCCACAGUUUCCAUGUAGAGUAUAUUCUCCUGGAGGAUUUGUUUGACCUUCAGGACCAUUUUUAUCUGCAGGGUGUAAUUACAGUGAAGCUAGAAAUAUGAAGCACCUGAAAAAGGCUAUGUGUCCACACUGAACUGCCUCCCUCCUCACUGACAGGGGAAGGAGCCAUCUGUCUGUCUCACAGAGCCAUCCCAGUGGGGUUGAGAGCCCCCGGGGCUGCCAUUCAGGGAGGCACACACACUUGGGACCUGGCUGGUACACUGAGCUCCUCAAGAUCUAUACAACCAAAGUCUGCAUAACACUAAAGCCUGUGCUUAAGCCACUGCCUGCACUAUGUUCUGAGCCCCCUCCCAUAGCAGGGGCAGUCAGAAGCGAAACGACUUCAUGCCCAAUUUAACUGCCUGAUGAUCAGAGGCGCUGCUGGCCUAGAAAUAAUUCCCAGGAUUUUAUUCUCCUCCUUUUGUUUUUUAAGGAUUUUUUUUAAUAAGGGGAUUGUCUAACAUCCCACUCUCCUCUUUUUUUAUUUUCUUUUCUUUUUUUUUUUUUAACAUCGUAUUUCAGAUCCAGUGGUAGAAGGGAAAUGAGUAUCUGGCAGGAAGGAUGUUCAUAUGGAAAAGGGAUUGCAGCUUCUCCCAGGCAUAGCUGCGUCGAUCCCAGCAGCCUUGCCUCUGGUCAGCGCUGGCAGACGCAGCCCUGUCCUCUUUGGCUGUUUGCUGAUGCUUGGCAUGGCCACGAGGAAGAGACUGGAGAGGCACCAGUUCCAAUUAAAAGCAAACCCCAAGCCUUAAGCCUUCUCCUCGAGCCUGGGCACCAGUGACUUCUGUGUAUAUUUGCACCAUAUGGAUUUUAACUCACGUCUUGAUUACACAGCUCUUGCUACUGGAGAAAACUGGGUAGGUCUGCAGUGAUUUAUUGGCCACGCUCCUGUUGCAAAGCAAGCAGCUCCUUUUAGUGUUGGCAGUUUUAAGCCCUUCUCCCACAAAGCCUAAAGUACAUGUUUAGGGAGAGUCACCUGAUCUGUCUUCCACGUACCAGCAGACAGAUACACUGCUGCUUGCACUGCUGCCUCUCACAGGGGAGAGAGGAGAGAGGAGAGGGUGGAGCAUCUCUGCAGGGGAAAGAGGAGAGAGGCUGGAGCAUCCCUGCAGGGGAGAGAGGAGAGAGACUGGGGCAUCUCUGCAGACCCCUGUGGAGGCAGAUCCCACAGGGAUACCAGCAGGCAAACAGGGCAGAGCACCUCAGGGCACUGAUGGGACCCUUUGGCUUCACGCUCCAGUCUGAACAGGAGUUUUGCUGUGAGUUUCAGCUGAAUGUGCUCUUCUGCUAUACCAAUGUCUACAGGGGGAUCAAACAACACAUGCUUUGUGUUGGUGGGACAGAUAGUUGUGGAGUCUCCUUCUCUGGAGGUUUACAGACUUGCCUGGAUACAUUCCUGUGUGACCUGAUUGAGGUGGACCUGCUUUAGCAGGGGUUUGGGCUGGAUGAUAGCUAGAGGUCCCUUCCAACCUUUAUUUCUAUGUCAUAAAUACCAAUCCACUGACCAGCUCAUACUCCCUUUGGAGUAAACCUGGUGGGAAAUGUCAUGGUUUCUUUCUGAGCAUGUAGCAAGUCCUGAAAUAUGAGUGCCUUCUCCUUUGUCUGCAUUGGGGCAGCAUAGCCAUGUGUCAGGGGGACAAAAAAAAUGAUGUGGGGCAAUGUCAGUGAGAGUUUGGGUAUUGUACAGGCAUUGUCACCAAAAUGAGGCUGUGUCCCUGAUUUGAAAGAUAGUCAGGUAAAGGGCUACCAUGUGGACCUUGGUUGGGCAGUUCCACCAAAUCCCAUGCUGUGUCCUCUGUCCUGGGUGAAACUUGAAUUGUGGUGGGAUUUUUUCACUCUUCACAUCACCCUCUGGGUGGAUGGGUGGGCAGAAAAAUCCAUGUGGGCAAAACCAAGCUCAGGUCAUUGAGAGAGGCAUGAUAUUUCUUUUAAGUCACCAUGACCAGCAGAUGAAGAAAUCACAAGUGUCCCACUGGCAUCAGAGCAGCAUCCCUGGCAUCGGGAUCCCUCUUUGGGGUUCGAGUGGGGAUGCUGGGUGGUAGGAGCAGAGCACAGGCACAUGCUCACCGCUAGCAGUGUGUCCUCCAUGAACACAUCAUGGGGAGAGGAGCUGGGAAGUAGCUGUUCCAUUGAAGGGAUGUUGCUUAUGGUCAGGAGCCUGUGACUUUCAGUAGUAGGAGGAGAGUUUUUCUGCCUUUCCUGCCUUUGAAUUAAUGGUUGGUAAAAGAGCGAGAUGUUCCACUAGGCUGGUGUAUGUGACACCUUCAAUUUUUUGUAAGCUGAUUUAUAUCUUCCAUGGUAAAACCAUCUGCAUUCAAUCUGUAAGGCUCUUUAUUCCUAGCACAGCCUCAUGCAAGGUAGAGCUGCGAAGAUGCCUUUGAAAAUCAGUUCUGACCUGUCAGCGAGCAUUAUGGACCUUUGAAAAAUGGCUAAGAUUUGCAAGUCCUGCUGGUGUAACUGCCUGACCAAGGACUCCGCCCUACAUCUCAAAGAGUUUUGCAGCCUUGCACCUCAAGUUGGAUCCAGCCCACGUGUCUUCUUUUUCCUUUUACUGGCACCAGUCUCCGAGCAGCUACCAUGUGGGAGAGGAGCCUGAUGUGUGUGGUGGUGGGAAGGAGCACACCGGCACAGGGGCUGAUGCACCGUGUGGAACUUCUAGGGUAGGAAGCAUUGGGCAGCAGAGCUUUUUCAUGGAAAUGGGUUCUGAAAAAGCCAUUCCUAGAAGUGACUGAGAACAAACCUAGCCAUUUGUCAGUGUUUCACUCCUCACGUGUCCUCCAUCACCACUUAGUUCACUCGUGCAUUUUGUGAGCUCGUUUCUCUGCGUGGUAUGGGUGCUCAUUACUUCAGAUGAGGAUGUGUGGAGACCCGCUGCAGUGUUUGGUGGGCAAGGGGAGAGUGAGGAAGAAAAGGCUGUUAGCACUAGGAGGCCAGGGUGCAGUCUACCCUGAGCAAGGGGUGGUGAGGGGACAGGUCUGGCAGGGUUGAAGCCAGUGGGAGUGGAGAGGACCUGCUCACUAUGGGCUACAUGCUCAAGCGAUUUUCUGGUGGAAGAUGGGAGUGUUUUGGUCUCCCUUCCUCUCCACAUUGCCAUGGUGUCAACCUAUGCUGGUGCCACAUAGUUCUUCACCAUCAGAGGAGUGAGACCCAGGCCUUGGGACCUAUGAUGAUGGCUUUGAUCCCAUUUUUUGGGAAGGUGGUAGCAUUUCCCUUGGUGUUUAAUUUCCUCCAUCUUUCCUUGGCAAAGAGAAAGUUGGGGAGCAGGAGGGGAAAAACAAGAGGCAAAGUUUAGGGCAGGACUGUUCCCAAGCUUAUCCCAGGGAGCUGUGUGCCGGGAACUGCCGAGCAUCAAGGGACUCACAGGAGCAGAGUGGGAAACAUCACAGGCCAGGAAAAGGGAUGGCUAAAUGUGGAGGGGCUGGGAUUUGGUCCUCAAAGAAGUAGCAAAGUUAAGUGGUUGUGUAGGUGGUGAUCAGCUGGGGAUGGGGCAUUUUGUAGGGGCAGCUUGUCCCCUCCUUGGCUGCGGAGGGGAGGUGGUCAGUGGUUUCAUUCGUCCUAUGUGCUUUGAGUAAUUAGCCUUUUAAAUAGCAUUGAAAAAGAAGGGUCUGAGUUUCUGAGUUGCUGAACAUCCAGCACUCCCACGGGCUUCAAUUGAAGCCACAUUUGUCAGCCCUGCUUGUUGAUCCACUUUGCCAAGUUGCUAUGGAUCCCAUCACCACGGGCUCUUUUUCUGAAGUCAAGUCAACACUACCUGUAGCUCCUUUGACAAAACGAAAGCCUCUCUGCUGGUCAGUCGUGGUUUUAUUUAUAUGUUCUUUUCUUUGAUUAGAAAGGAAAAUAUCAAGAAGAAAAUAAAAGGACUCAAUGUUCCCAAUAGCUGUGUCUCUAGUAGUUAUAAUUUUUGAAGCAAUACUCGUAUCCCCGUGUGCGCCUCUAAACUAGCCGUGUAUUUGUUCAGCUUUUUCAGGUCCGAGUGUGUGAAAUAUCUCUAAAGAGGGUAGCUCUGUAAGUGACAGUGUAAAUGCAUUGUUUGUAUGUAUUCUAAAGUUUAAAUAGAUUGUACAUAUGGGAUUGUAAAUGAACUGUAAACAGCAAUCUAUAUUUUCCUGAAUAUAUUAUAUAGCAGUAUAUAUUUGUUAAAUAAGUAUUCUUGUAUACUCUUCA
Messenger RNA from Colius striatus (speckled mousebird), 8947 nucleotides. RefSeq names its product growth differentiation factor 7 (gene GDF7). Gene Ontology annotation, cellular component: extracellular region. Gene Ontology annotation, biological process: BMP signaling pathway; SMAD protein signal transduction. Bases 50 to 1294 code for a protein of 414 amino acids. Gene Ontology annotation, molecular function: growth factor activity; cytokine activity. NCBI's taxonomy places the organism in Eukaryota, Metazoa, Chordata, Aves, Coliiformes, Coliidae. The transcript is spliced from 2 exons. The record is from RefSeq and is a predicted model, not a curated record.